AUGGAAUGUGUCCCCAAUGUGUUUGAUAAAAUGUUAUUCAUAAACAAUGAAUGGUGUGACUCCAGCUGUGGCAAGAAAAUUCCUGUGAACAAUCCUGCUACAGGAGAAAAAAUAUGUGAAGUUGAAGAAGCUGAUAAAGAAGAUGUGGAUAAAGCUGUCAAAGCAGCUAGGAAAGCCUUUGAGUUGGGAUCACCAUGGCGGAGAAUAGAUGCUUCAGAGAGAGGACGGUUCUUGCAUAAACUGGCUGAUCUGGUUGAAAGAGAUCAACUCAUUUUAAGUACAAUAGAAACAAUGGAUUCUGGAAAGCUUUUCUUGAAUGCCUACUUCAUUGAUUUGGUUGCUGCAAUUAAAACACUGCGCUAUUAUGGUGGAUGGGCAGACAAAAUACAAGGAAAAACUAUUCCUGUAGAUGGAGAAUAUUUUACUUUUACAAGACAUGAACCAAUUGGAGUUUGUGGUCAAAUCAUUCCAGCUGGAUUUCCACCUGGAGUAGUUAAUAUUGUGCUUGGUUAUGGUCCAGUAACAGGAGCUGCAAUAGCCAAUCAUAUGGACAUUGACAAAGUAGCCUUCACGGGAUCAACAAAGGUUGGAAAACUGAUAAAAGAAGCUGCUGGAAAAAGCAACCUGAAAAGAGUAACUCUUGAGCUUGGAGGGAAAAACCCCAAUAUAGUAUUCGCUGAUGCUGAUGUGGAUUAUGCUGUAGAACAGGCCCACCUUGGUCUCUUUUUCAACAAUGGGCAGUGUUGCCUAGCAGGAUCUCGAAUAUUUGUGGAGGAGUCAAUUUAUGAAGAAUUUGUUCGCAAAAGUGUGGAGCGUGCCAAGAGGUGUGUCCUUGGGGAUCCCUUUAAUCCAGGAGUGGAUCAGGGACCGCAGAUUGAUAAAAAGCAGUUUGACAAUAUUUUGGAGCUGAUUGAAAGUGGAAAGAAGGAGGGAGCAAAGCUUGAAUAUGGUGGAUCAUCUUGGGGGAACAAAGGCCUCUUCAUUCAGCCAACUGUUUUUUCAGAUGUCACAGAUCACAUGCGCAUAGCCAAAGAAGAGAUAUUUGGCCCUGUUCAACAAAUUAUGAAGUUUCAAACACUAGAAGAAGUCAUUAAACGAUCCAACAACAGUUGCUAUGGUUUGGUAGCGGGAGUGUUUACAAAAGACAUUAAUAAGGCACUAACAAUUGCUUCAUCACUCGAAGUUGGCACAGUCUGGGUUAACUGCUACAAUGCCAUGGGCUGUCAGUCUCCAUUUGGAGGGUUUAAAAUGUCUGGAAAUGGACGAGAGAUGGGAGAAUAUGGUCUACAAGAGUAUACAGAAGUCAAGACUGUUACCAUCAGAGUCCCUCUCAAGAACUCCUAA
Molecule: messenger RNA, 1344 nt
Organism: Polypterus senegalus (gray bichir)
Lineage: Eukaryota; Metazoa; Chordata; Cladistia; Polypteriformes; Polypteridae
Product: aldehyde dehydrogenase, cytosolic 2-like
Exons: 12
Coding region: 1-1344 (447 amino acids)
Molecular function (GO): benzaldehyde dehydrogenase (NAD+) activity
Source: RefSeq, a predicted model, not a curated record